GAAUCCGGUUAGUGUUAACAUUGAUUUGAAAAGUAAUGCCAUCAAUAACACCGAUUGUUCAGAAAGCUAAGUGAUGGUAGUAAAGGAUCUAAGAGCUAUAGAAAGUGCAUCGAUUGCCUAUUGGACUGCACCAUCGGUCUUCUGCGGUUCAUUGGAAAUCGUGUCGAUAUAGUGUAGCGCCAUAACAGCUGAUUCACUCGAAUGCACUCGAAGUUCGCUGAACUCUCUCCGCAAUAUAUUUGUUGUGAACGGGCAGGCAAUCACAAGAGCGCAAUGACGGGUUGUGAUCAUCUGGUGGAAAUUCCUACCGCUGAUUGGACCGAGCUCAGGCAGCUGUUUCAGUGUGAUUGGCCAAAGCAUGAGUUUGCCUACUAUCUGCUGGGGAAUUACGAGACUUGGAAGGGGCAUCACGAAACGCUGGACGUAAAAUGUUACUCGUUAAAUGGUAACUGGAGGAUAGAUGGCUCGUUUCUGUUGAAAGAUGGCUUUGAGAUAUACUUUUACUCGAAAGCUGACGACAACAGUUGGACAGUGCUUGUACAACUUUUAUCGCUUAUUGGCUGGGACGCGUUUAACGAAAUCAGUAUGGAUUAUUUAGAGAAGUUCCAUCCCGCGGUUGAGAGAAUCAUCAGCGACAAAUGUCUGACGGUGUCAAGCAGUAAAUGCGCAAAUUACUAUUUCCUGCCCAAGGAGCAAGCGCUAACACUGCAUUCGUCCACCAUACCGAAGGGCUUCACGUUGAGCAGGCUGCAGCUAAAGGAUUUGGACACGAUCUACGUGGAGUGGCCUCUGCGAAACCAUAUUAGCUAUGAGGCAGGGUAUGGGCUACUGAAGCGAUUGAUACUGUUGAACGAGAAUGUUGGAUUGUUCGACGAAACGGGCGUGCUUGUUUCGUGGUGUUUAAGCGAUCAAACCGGUGCCCACUCGGAUCUUCAAACAACGGCCGCCUGCUGCCGUAGGGGAUACGGACGAAUGGUGGUAGAGGAGCUGGCACGACGGCUGGCACGUUCGGGAUCCGAUUCCAAAGCCUUCCGGUAUUGUAUUCGUCAACUUUUUAUCGACGGAGCGCCAACACGAUGCGGUGAUAGGCAGUCGUUCGAAGACGAUAUAAAAGAGGUGUUCCGAUACCAAAGCGUGGCACAUCAGUGGUACACACGACAGGUGACCGCGGCACCCGGCAUCCCUGGAGGGCUUGUAAGCCGACAGGUAAAUUACACCGGCAUCUACAACAUUACCGCCAUUCGGGCGUACGAUCGUACCUUCAACCGUACCGGCCAGGCACACAUCACGGGUGGUGGACUCUAUCAGCGGUUCGUCAACUUGGCCCUGCAGACUCGCUUCAUCGGCAAUCCGCUCGACUUCUUGCUCUGCCAAAACAUGCCAUCAGUGACAAACCUUCAAAGGAUCGCUUGGGAAGAGUUACCCGAACUGCUAGACCUGUAUCGGGCAGAAUGGCCAAGAUAUGCAUACACCUUCUACACACUGGAGAACGGCUACCGUUGGCGCGAGCUAGCCCCUGAUGGAGAGCUGGAAGUGUUUACCGACCCGGAACGGGAUUGGCGAACUACGGGAACAUUCGUGCUGAGGGACUGUAAGGAGCUGUUCUUCUUCACCCUGGAAGCGACGUUCGAAAGCCUGGAAAAGGUGCUUCGCGCGGUUAUGAGCCGUAUGGGUACAUCGGUCAGUCUCGUAUAUGAUUGCUGCUUCCGGGACGUGGUCGAUCGUACGAUCGCCAUUCUUUCCCUCGCGAAAAGCAGCGAUGAGCGUAUGGUGUGUUACAGACAGUUGGCACCGUGUGACGAUGGGAAAGAUCCGCACGGUGAACUUCAACAGGGAUAUCGGUUCAGUGCAGUGAAGCCCGAGGAUAGUGCCGUCGUCGAAGCGCACUGGGUACACAAUGAUCCGAUCUUUACCAAUCUACCAACUCGCUUGAUCAAACGUAACCCAUCGUUGGGAGUGUACGAUCGUCACGAUCGCUUAGUGGCGUGGUGUUUGAUUGAUCAAACCGGAGCGUUAGCCAUUUUUCAAACGAUUCCUGACCAUCGCCGUAAAGGUUUAGGCCGUGCACUAAUCAAGCAACUUUCGGGCCAACUGCACGAGCGAAGUCAACUGCCGCAAGCGUUCAUUGUGGAGAGCAAUGUAGCAUCGAGAAGUUUGUUUGAACAGCUAGGAUUUAACGCUGUCGAGCUGUGGUAUUGGACAAAGGUUCACCGACAAGAGUCGUAGCUCAGCACUGAAUAACCACACACAUAACGCACAUUCGGUU
Messenger RNA from Anopheles stephensi (Asian malaria mosquito), 2266 nucleotides. RefSeq lists its product as uncharacterized. Gene Ontology annotation, molecular function: acyltransferase activity, transferring groups other than amino-acyl groups. The transcript is spliced from 9 exons. Lineage: Eukaryota; Metazoa; Arthropoda; Insecta; Diptera; Culicidae. The record is from RefSeq and is a predicted model, not a curated record. The coding region runs from base 202 to 2226 and encodes 674 amino acids.